GCCACUGCCGCACUUGCUUCCUACCAGAAUCUUCGUCUCAGCCAGACUCGAGCUGAACACCGUUAGAGCUGAUACCGGACACGAUGUGCAAACACGUCCUCAACGCGCAGGUCGCGAUCCGCGCGCCAUGCUGCAAGCAGUGGUUCGAUUGCGCCGAGUGCCACGCCGAGACGCAGGAUCACAAGCUAACGAAGACGACGGAGAUGGUGUUCAUGUGCAAGAAGUGCAAGAAGGCGUUUCGCAAGGACAUGUCGAACUAUGACGAGAGCGACGAGUACUGCCCGCAUUGCGAUAACCAUUACGUCAUCGAUGCGAAGAUAGCGCAACCUAUGCUGGCAGUGGAGGGCGAUGACGCUAGAAUCGACGCUCGCAUGUUGAAGGACGAGAGGGCCAAGCAGGAUCCGUCACGCUCCCUCUUCGCGCAAACCUUCACAGACCGACUCGGAUGACCAUUCAUGCUGUUCGUCGCCUCAUUGCACCGUACCUUCGAUCUUGUUCCGCU
Molecule: messenger RNA, 502 nt
Organism: Laetiporus sulphureus 93-53
Lineage: Eukaryota; Fungi; Basidiomycota; Agaricomycetes; Polyporales; Laetiporaceae
Exons: 4
Coding region: 84-449 (121 amino acids)
Biological process (GO): protein import into mitochondrial intermembrane space
Cellular component (GO): mitochondrial intermembrane space
Molecular function (GO): zinc ion binding
Source: RefSeq, a predicted model, not a curated record